AAUAUGAAUAAAUAAACUCAUUUUUAUAUUUAUAAUAAUUGUUAUAUGGGUGGCGGGGCUCUUAAGUUUUCACUCGCCAUAGCGGAGCUAUAACAAACCAGUACCAAUAUAGUUAUGAUAUGGCUCGCUCGAACGUAUAGCGAACCUAGCAGUUAACUCUGGAAAUAUUUACAAAGUUGAGACACACUGCUAUUUAGUAUACGUUGAAAACCGUGUUCUUUUUAUCAGUGGUAAUAACAUCUUAUAAUUGAUAUCGAUGGUAAUUCAUAAACAGUGUUCAAUGGUGUUUAACAUUUUUCAUUUUGUGAAUAAUAAUAUAAUGGCGCAGAAAUGUAUUAAUUAUCAGUGCAAAUCAAAAUUUGGUAAAAAGUUUUUAUCAGCUCAACAAUCCGUAUGCAAUUAUUAUCAUGUUCCUUUCAAACCCUAUCAAAAAGUGUGUAGUAUCUGUUUAGAAAUAUGUAUAAAACAUUUUAAUCGUUUAGGAAAACAAAUGAAAAGCCAAGAAUGUAUAUUUAAUAAUGAAUUUCCAGCCCGACACAUAUAUAUUGAGUUGUCAGAUUCAGAUGAUGAAGAGACAGAAGAUAACAUUGCUACAUCGAUAUUAAGUGAAGAUAUACAUGAAAAUGAUUUAUCUAAUUAUAUAAAAACUGUUUGGUAUGACUUCAUCAAAAAUCCAGUUGACUUACAACUACAAAAUUGUAAAAAUUUUAUAAAUUCAGAAAAACACAACAUAAAUGAAACAAAUAAUCAAAUAAAUAGUUUAAUUAAACAAAUUAGUAUUGAUUUAAGCAAACUUCAUUGCAACUUAUACAAAUUUAAUAACUGUCGUCAAUUUCAUUAUGAAAAAGAAGUAAAUAUUAUAGAUAACAACCCAGACAAGAUUGAUACAGAUAAUGAUGCAGUUGUGGUAAUAAAAAACAAAACCAUCAAACCACUAAAUUUACCACCAAAAGGCCAACCAAGAAGAUGUUCACUAAGAUCAGGAGAUAAGGUAUAUGCAAUGAAAUAUUCAAUGUGUCGACCGUGGUUUGAGGCAACUGUAGAAUCACCAAUCAGUAAGACAUAUUUUAACAUUUCAUUCAAUGAUGAUGGAAACAAGAAAAUUUUGAAUAAUAAAAAUUUAGCUUACAUAAAUACAAGUAACACACAGUAUCCAAUAGGUAGCAGGGUAAUUGCUAAAUUCCAAGAUAUGAAUAUUAAGUUGACAGAUAAUUUUUAUGUGGGUGUAAUAGCAGAAAAACCAAAAUAUUUAAAUAAUUUUAGGUAUAUGAUAUUCUUUGAUGUUGGAUACACUCAAUAUGUCUGCCAUGAAGAUAUACGCUUAUUGUGCUAUCAGUCAAAAAUAAUAAGUGAUGAUGUACAUGAAAAUGUUAAAGAAUUUGUCAAAGCUUAUUUCAAUAAAUAUCCAGAACGUAUAAUGGUAAAUUUUAAUAAAAAACAAUUAGUGCGUGCAGAAUUAAAUUCUAAAUGGAGUUUAGCUAAAGUGGUAAACACAGAUGCUUCAUUAGUUCAACUAAAAUUCUUUAACCAAGAGAAUGAAGUACAUAUAGAGUGGUUGUAUAGAGGUUCUAAUAGAUUAGGUCCAAUUUAUAAUCAAUUAAAUAAAAAUAUACAUGAUGUGCAACCAACCACUUCAAUGGUUAAUGUCUACAAAAAAUUAAAUCGACCAUAUAUUAAACUAGAAAAUGCUGCGAAAGAAAAAAAAAUAAUUAAACCUAAUAAACAUAAAAGUAAAAAAAAUGUUAUAGAAAUUAUUUCUAUAAAUGAAUUUUCUUCAAAAAAACAAACAAAUUCUGGUGUUAUAGAGACUAUUAAUUUGCCCCCAGACAGACCAAAACCACUUCCUUAUAAAGCACAUCAAUGCAGUCACUUAUGUAUGUUAUGGAUUCAAUAUGAUUACAGUAAAACAAAAACAAUGAAUACUUUAAGUAUUCCAUUACAUUUUGGUUUUGAAAGAACUAUAAUUCAAGAUGAAAAUUUAAAAUCAAGCAAAGUAGUUUAUAAAACUCCUUGUGGACGUAUAAUAAAGAAUGAAAAAGAAAUGUACAACUAUCUAAAAACAGUUGAAUAUGGUAAAAAUAUUAUGACAAUUGAUUUUUUUAAUUUUGACUAUUUUGUAAAUCCAUUGGCUUUAUAUAAAGAAACUGAAUAUUUUAAUUACAUAGAUGAUAUAUCUUUCGAAAUGGAAUCUAAACAAAUUAGUGCUGUCAAUUGUUUAAAUCACACGUCCCCCCCACCUUUGAAGUACAUAACAGAACGUGAAAUUAAACCGGGUGUAAAUUUAAAUUUAGAUACAAAAUUCUUGUGUAGUUGUGAUUGCACUGAUAACUGUGAAAACAAAACAAAAUGUUCCUGUUGGCAACUAACAUAUGAAUGUCAAAAAAAAAUUCCAAUAAACUAUAAAGAUAAUAUUAUUGGUUAUAAUUAUAAAAGACUAUAUGAAACUGUAUACACUGGAAUUUAUGAAUGUAAUGCAUAUUGUAAAUGUAAGAAAACUUGUUUAAAUCGUGUUGUUCAAGAACCUUUGUCAUCUACAUUACAAAUAUUUUUAACAGAAAAAAAAGGUUGGGGAGUAAGAACUCUUGUUGAUAUACCAAAAGGCAGUUUUGUUUGUACAUAUAUAGGCGCAGUAUACAAAGAAAAAGAGGCUGAAAUACAUGGUAUGAAGUAUGGUGAUGAAUAUCAAGCGGAAUUGGAUUACAUUGAAAUAGUUCAAGGGAUUAAGGAAGGAUAUGAAACUGAUGCAGAUCAAUUAGAUAUAGAAAGUGAUAGUAAGAGCAGUUCUUCUUCUGAAGAGGAAGAAUUCAAUCCAGGUCAAGUGAUUAAAAGUAAAAUUCCGAUUGAAUCAAAAAUGUCUUUAAGACAAAACAUACAAAAUACUAAUAAAAAAACAGAUGGUAAACAUCAAUUAUCUAAAUUAAAUAUCAAACAAAAAAUUGGAAAUCAAAAAGAAUCUUUACGUAAAUACUUUGAUUACAGUGGUACUUAUAUAUUAGAUGCUAAAUUCAGUGGAAAUGUAGGUCGUUAUUUUAAUCAUUCUUGUGAUCCUAAUAUAUUCGUUCAGAAUGUUUUUGUCGAUUCUCAUGAUCUUAGAUUUCCAUGGGUUGCAUACUUUGCAUUGACUUAUAUUGCGGCAGGAACAGAAUUGACAUGGAAUUAUUCCUAUACUGUUGGAAGUGUGGAAAAUAAAGUACUAGUAUGUUACUGUGGAUCAGAAAAAUGUAGCGGAAGACUCAUAUGAUUUUUUUAAUUUUUUUUUUAUCAACCUAAAUGUUAAAUAUGUAUGUAUAUACUAUGUAAUG
Messenger RNA from Sipha flava (yellow sugarcane aphid), 3302 nucleotides. It is a transcript of the gene egg, whose product is annotated as histone-lysine N-methyltransferase eggless. Gene Ontology annotation, biological process: negative regulation of gene expression; heterochromatin organization. The transcript has 2 exons. The coding region runs from base 257 to 3241 and encodes 994 amino acids. The record is from RefSeq and is a predicted model, not a curated record. NCBI's taxonomy places the organism in Eukaryota, Metazoa, Arthropoda, Insecta, Hemiptera, Aphididae. Gene Ontology annotation, molecular function: zinc ion binding; DNA binding; protein binding. Gene Ontology annotation, cellular component: nucleus.